CUAAGUUAGAGCAGUGCAGGAUUACAAUGGUUCUUCAUCAGUGGGAGCUUUCUCGACUUCGAUUCUGUUCUUCUUUGAUGUUGUAGUACUGCCUCAACACAGUAUUCCCACUCCCGGCCCUCGAUAAUUUAUUCAUUUCUCAGGCACGAUUUUCAUCAUGCGGCCAUCAACGAUUCUACUGGGCAUUCUACCCAUCAUUUGCGACGCUCUGAAUAUCAUCCAAAGCAACGACGACGGCUGGGCAGAAAUCAACAUUCGCGAAACAUACAAUUCCCUUUCCGCUGCAGGUUACAAUUCCAUUAUUUCCGCUCCAGCAGAAAAUCAAAGCGGGACAGGAAGUCGAGAUGAGGAACCAGAGGAAGUAGGAGAUGAAGGGUGUCAGUUUGGGUCUUGUCCACCGAAUAGUCCUGCUAUAGGACGGAAUGAAAGUGAGCCGAGGUUUAACUACGUCAACUCCUUCCCCGUAACAUCCAUCCGCCACGGAAUCGAAGUUCUAUCUGAAGAAUUCUUCUCUGGACCUCCGGAACUUGCGAUUACAGGGCCGAAUGUGGGAUCGAACUUGGGAAUUGUAACGCAGUUUUCUGGGACUGUGGGAGCGGCUGUUGAGGCGAUUAAACUGGGGAUUCCGGCGGUCGCAUUUAGUGGGUCGAGUGGGAAGCAGACGGGUUGGAAUGUGAAUGUGGAGAAUUAUGUGAGGGUUUAUGCGGCUUUGGUGGUGAAUGUUACGGAGGCUUUGACGGGUGGAGGGGAAGGGGAGAGGCCGUUUUUGCCGGAUGGGGUUUGGCUCAAUGUCAAUUUCCCGAAAGUCGACAGUCGGUGUCAGUCACCAAGCGACUUCAAGUUUGUGCUUUCGCGAAUCUAUCCCAAGGUGCCAUUUGUUGGCGAAGAUGAUGUUGAGACUUGCGGAUCACACCGCUUGCCAAUCGAAAGGAAGGUCGUUGGUACGCCAGGCUGCUAUGCUUCGAUUAGUGUGGGAGAGGAGAACAAGACUACUGCUCCACGGAGAGCUCAGGCAUUCGUUCUGAACAGGCUGAGGCCGAUUCUAUCCUGCCUGCCUUAA
Messenger RNA from Cercospora beticola, 1060 nucleotides. RefSeq names its product 5'/3'-nucleotidase SurE. Gene Ontology annotation, molecular function: nucleotidase activity. The record is from RefSeq and is a predicted model, not a curated record. Lineage: Eukaryota; Fungi; Ascomycota; Dothideomycetes; Mycosphaerellales; Mycosphaerellaceae.